Messenger RNA from Actinia tenebrosa (Australian red waratah sea anemone), 1708 nucleotides. RefSeq names its product ubiquitin carboxyl-terminal hydrolase isozyme L3. Gene Ontology annotation, biological process: ubiquitin-dependent protein catabolic process; protein deubiquitination. Gene Ontology annotation, cellular component: cytoplasm. The record is from RefSeq and is a predicted model, not a curated record. Gene Ontology annotation, molecular function: cysteine-type deubiquitinase activity. NCBI's taxonomy places the organism in Eukaryota, Metazoa, Cnidaria, Anthozoa, Actiniaria, Actiniidae.
ACCCAGCAUGCAUCUGGUUUUGUUAGUAACCCGCUGAUUAAUACUUCUCGCGGGCGUCUAAUUCAUCCACAGGAAGCCCACGCGAGGUAGUCAUUUCCUUUAUAAAAUCCAACACAUGCUCUGUUCCAUUCUACUUUUAUGAUAUAAACAUCUCUACACAUCCCAGCCUUGAUUUCCACCCUUUUACAUCUGAAACCAUGGCUAGUGCUCCUCGUUGGCUUCCACUCGAGUCCAACCCAGAUGUUAUGAACAAGUUUGUCAGAAAUCUAGGUUUGAAGGAGAAAUAUAGCUUUGUAGAUGUGUUUGGUUUCGAUGAUGACUUGUUAUGCAUGGUACCACAACCAGUGUAUGCACUGUUGCUCUUGUUCCCGAGCAGUGAAARGUCUGAGAAAUUCAGGAGUGAAGAAUCAGAAAAGAUAAAGAAAGAUGGUCAGGAAGUGAGUUCUAGUGUAUAUUACAUGAAACAGACGGUCCAAAAUGCCUGUGGUACUGUUGCAAUUAUUCAUUCUAUUGCUAACAAUGUGGAUGAACUAGAACUAGAGGAUUGUAACUUAAAGACAUUUAUUGAGUCAACAAAAGCUUUAACACCAGACAAGAAGGCAGAGGAGCUGGAAAAGAAUCAGAGCAUUUCAACUGCACAUGAAGCUAGUGCACAGGAAGGACAGACGGAGACACCUUCCAUUGAUGAUGAAGUGAACCUUCAUUUUGUGGCCUUGGUACAAAAAGAUGGCUGUAUCUAUGAGCUUGAUGGGAGGAAAGAAUUCCCAAUUAAUCAUGGAAAAUCUUCACCUGAGACCUUCCUGAAGGAUGGURCUAGGGUCUGCAAGGAGUUUAUGGCAAGAGAUCCAGAUGAACUGCACUUUACUGUUGUUGCUUUGGCAAAAGUCUAAAGCUGUACCAUCAUGAAGGUUAAACAUGAACAAGUUCCUCUUUUUACCUUAGUCACUGACAAGUUCAUAUAUGAUUGUAACUGAAGUAUAUCAGACCCUGGGUGUGUAUGUAUGUAUUUUGGGUGGGGAUUAUAGAGGACCUUUUCGCAUUUCUCAGUCCCCUAAUGGACCUCAUAUUCAAUUUGAUAAUUAUUGAAAAACAUUUGCCUUAUGGAUUACAGGAUGCUUUGGCAGAAUGAGCAGUUCCAGAAAGGUAUCUCUGACACCUUCUAAAUUCAGAAGGAUUAAAAUCAUCCUCUUCCAUCUUUUGUUUUCUCUUGCCCUCCCCAUCUCUGGGAAAUAAAUUGAAGGUCUAGAAUUGCAGCAUCCUUCAUCUACAUGUUUUUUCGAAAAUUAGSUUAAAACCCCCAGAGAAAAUGUUGAGCAGGAAAUGUUAGUUUGUGUUUAGUGUUAUCCCUGGCUAAAUUUAUAAAAUGAGGUUUUUAUUGACUGAAUAUAAGGACAUGUCAGUGACCAAGGGAAAUGAAAGGACUUGUUCUCAGUCUGCUUUCUAAACAUCAUUGGAGCCACAUGCUGUUUAACUGAACUUCAAAAGCACUAGUCUAGCAAAUCUACAAGUUAUCAACAUAGGCCUUAUAACAAAAGAAACCUGUCUUUAUGUUGGAAUUACCCCAAGUUAGGGCUUGGUAUAGAAUUCUUUAUUUUCAUAUUGUUCUAGGUAUAGAAGAAAACUAUUUAAAUAUUGCACACUUUCGUGAUGAUGAUAAUAUAUGAUGAUGACACAUGAUGAUGGUACAUGAUGGUGAUGCGUGAUGAUG